Trichoderma breve is the source of this 609-nucleotide messenger RNA. Its product is annotated as dihydrofolate reductase domain-containing protein. Gene Ontology annotation, cellular component: mitochondrion. Gene Ontology annotation, molecular function: NADP binding; dihydrofolate reductase activity. Lineage: Eukaryota; Fungi; Ascomycota; Sordariomycetes; Hypocreales; Hypocreaceae. Gene Ontology annotation, biological process: dihydrofolate metabolic process; glycine biosynthetic process; tetrahydrofolate biosynthetic process. The transcript is spliced from 2 exons. The record is from RefSeq and is a predicted model, not a curated record. The coding region runs from base 1 to 609 and encodes 202 amino acids.
AUGGCAUCGCCAGAACUCACCCUCAUUGUGGCCGCCACCCGCAGCAUGGGCAUAGGCUUCCAGGGCACGAUGCCCUGGAAAGGCCUGAAAAGAGAAAUGCAGUAUUUUGCUCGCGUGACGACUCGAGUUCCGGCUUCUUCAUCACAGAACGCAGUCAUCAUGGGCCGCAAAACCUGGGACUCUAUCCCCCCCAAAUUCCGCCCUCUCAAGAACCGCCUCAACAUCGUCAUCACCCGCUCAGCGCCGGCCAACCCGCCCUCUCCCCCCGCAGGAGGCUCUGAGAUCCGAGUGCCGUCCGUGGAGGCGGCGCUGCGGUACGCGCAAGAGGCGAAUUCGAGCGGCGGGCGCAUCUUCGUCAUGGGCGGCGCGCAGAUCUACGAGGCGGCGCUGAGGCAUCCGGCUGCGAAGCGCGUGCUGCUGACGAGCAUUGAUGCUGAGUUUGAGUGCGAUACGUUUUUCCCGCUGAACUUGACGGGGGAGGGGGUUGAUGGGUGGAAGAAGAGGUCAAGAGAGGAGUUGCAGGAGUGGACGGGUGAAGAGGUUGAGGAGGGUGGACAGGAGGAGGCGGGCGUCAAGUAUGAAUUUCAGAUGUGGGAGAGGAGUGAGUGA